Messenger RNA from Chelonoidis abingdonii (Abingdon island giant tortoise), 1976 nucleotides. It is a transcript of the gene CAP2, whose product is annotated as cyclase associated actin cytoskeleton regulatory protein 2. Lineage: Eukaryota; Metazoa; Chordata; Testudines; Testudinidae. The record is from RefSeq and is a predicted model, not a curated record. Gene Ontology annotation, biological process: cell morphogenesis; cytoskeleton organization; actin filament organization. Gene Ontology annotation, molecular function: actin binding; adenylate cyclase binding. Gene Ontology annotation, cellular component: cytoplasm.
CCAUUUCCUCUCCUCCGCCUGUUACACAGGGCGGUUGGUGGAGCUGCUGAGAGGCAGCUCGCGUUCCCUCUCCAUUUUCACACAGCCCCUCACCCCCUUUGCUGUCUUUCCCCAUCUCUCUCUUGCUGGACUUGGCUUUAUUUGGCGCUCCCGGAAGCCGCGGUGCGUGUCUCUCUGCCGGCCUGACUGACACCAGCUCCCCCGGAGGGGAGGGGAGGGGAGGGAGGAGGCGGCCGCGGUCAGGGACUGUCCCCGCAGCGAGGACGCGAGCAGGGGGCUCCUCCAGCCAGAAUGGCGGAGACAGGGAUGUUGAUGGAGAGGCUGGAAAAAGCUGUAAUUCGACUUGAAUCAUUGUUUUCAGAUUCACACAGAUCCAUUGGAAUGGAGUGUGGAGCUGUAAAUGGCGUCAAUGGAGGUGUAGCACCAUACGUAGAAGCCUUUGACAGACUGUUAAAUGGGAGUGUGGCUGAGUUUCUCAGGAAUAGCAAGAUCCUUGAAGGUGAUGUGAAGAUACAUGCAGAAAUGGUACAUGCUGCUUUCCAAGCACAGAGAGCCUUCCUGUUGUUAGUAUCUCAAUAUCAAGAACCUCAAGAGAGUGAGAUGGCCGUGCUACUCAAACCAAUAUCUGACAAGAUCCAGGAAAUCCAGACCUUCAGAGAGAGAAACCGAGGAAGUAAAAUGUUCAACCACCUUUCAGCUGUCAGCGAAAGCAUUCCUGCACUUGGGUGGAUAACAGUGUCUCCUAAACCAGGCCCUUAUGUCAAGGAGAUGAAUGAUGCUGCUACCUUUUAUACUAACAGGGUGUUAAAGGACUACAAAAACAGCGACUUACGUCAUGUUGAUUGGGUGAAAUCAUACUUGAACAUCUGGACUGAGCUUCAAGCUUACAUCAAAGAGCAUCAUACCACAGGCCUCACCUGGAGUAAAACCGGUCCAACUGCAUCAACAGCAUCUGUGUUGUCCACUCUAACAAGUGGGCAGUGCUUCCCACCUCCACCGCUGCCCCCAGGACCUCCUCCUGUCUUCAAUACAGAAAGUGGAAAGGAUGAAGCAACCACAUCUCGCUCAGCCUUGUUUGCCCAGCUUAACCAGGGAGAAGCAAUUACCAAAGGGCUACGACAUGUCUCAGAUGACCAGAAGACUCAUAAGAAUCCCAAUCUACGUGCUCAGGGUCCUCCAGUUCAUUCUCCUACAAAAAGCCAUACUCCAAGCCCCACUUCUCCCAAAAAUUCUCCUCAGCAGAUUCAUUCUCCUUUGUUAGAACUAGAGGGAAAGAAAUGGAGAGUGGAAUACCAAGAGGAUAAGAACGACCUUGUUAUUACUGAUACUGAACUCAAGCAAGUGGCUUACAUUUUUAAAUGCAACAAAUCUACACUACAAAUGAAAGGAAAAAUAAAUUCCAUUACAAUUGACAACUGCAGAAAGUUUGGCCUUGUGUUUGACAACGUCGUGGGUAUCGUGGAAGUGAUCAAUUCCAGGGAUAUUCAGAUUCAGGUAAUGGGGAGAGUGCCAACCAUUUCGAUUAACAAGACAGAAGGCUGCCACAUAUACCUCAGUGAAGAUUCGUUAGACUGUGAGAUUGUGAGUGCCAAGUCAUCUGAAAUGAACAUUCUCAUCCCCCUAAAUGGAGAUUAUAAAGAAUUUCCUGUUCCUGAACAGUUCAAGACAGCAUGGGAUGGAUCUAAGUUGGUCACUGAACCUGCAGAGAUUGUAGGUUAACUUCCUAAUGCCAUACAGCACCUGCUGACCACAAUCUCAGACCAAGGUCAGCCUAAAUAAAACAGCAACAUAAAGAACUAGAAGUAACAGUAGCUCAUACUUCUGUAGUCGGUCUUCAAACAGCAGCUCUGUACACUAGAAACAAUGACAUGUCUGGCACGCUUUUAUUAGGCAUUCUGAUAUUUUUAAAGUUUCCACACAGUUUGCCGUCAUUUACGGUUUUGAUUCUACAUGAUGUCAUGUGAACGUAAUGGAUU